UCCGUGGCACCGGACCGGAUUCAGCUUUACACAACCCGAUUCUUCCAGAUUUUGGUUCAUUUGGAGGGCGGAUUCGGAAGUCGGCUCGACUCGGUCACCACUAAACCACUCCAGGCCGUGCGCGUUCGACUUUGGUUCUAUUUCUACAUCCCCAUCGCCUUUUUCCAGAUCCGCCGUUUCCGCAUCAGAUUAUUCAAGUUUUCCGCAUGAACUCGACGAUGUGAGUGAUCAUGCCGGCUAUGGAUUGCCCGGCUUCCGCCCCCUUCGCCUCGCUUGGCCGCUCCAUCCUCAGCCUCCGCCGUGAGCAGGUCCAUUCCGUCGACGGCGGCGGCCACCACGAUUCGCCGGGUGGGUCGUACGACCUCGAAAUCGAAGCGUUUCAGAAGCACGUCGCGGACAUCUUCCUCGACCUCGCCUCCUCCUCGGGGGAUGAGCUGCUUUCCCUUCCCUGGCUCCGCGAGUUGCUCGAUGGGUUACUCGUCUGCCAGGAUGAGUUCCGUGGGAUCCUGUUCGGCUGUAGGGACGGCCGGAAGGUGGACCUCUCCCGUCCGCCCCUUGACCGCUUCCUCUCUGACUUCUUCGAACGCUCCGUCAGGGCGCUCGACGUCUGCAAUGCUGUCCGGGAUGGCGUCGACCAGAUGCGGCAGUUGAGGCAGCACCUGGAGAUUGCCAUCGCUGCCCUCCGCGGCUCCGGAGUCGGCAGACCGCUCGGCAAGGGCCAGAUCCGCCGCGCCUGUAAGGCGUUGAACGAUCUCACCCUCCUCUUGCUCGACGAGAAGGAAGCCCCGUGCAUCUUGAGCCUCCGCAAUCGUUCAUUCGGCCGCAGCGGCAAGGAGACGCCGCAACAUCGCCGCGUCGGCAGCGCAGGAUCCGCCUCUUCCGCAGGACACUACCGUUCUUUCUCCGGGAGUGUCUCCCGCUCCUGGUCCGCCGCCCGGCAACUCCAGGCAAUCGGAAACAACCUUAACGCGCCUCGCGGCAAUGAAGUCGCCGCCACCAACGGCCUGGCCGUCUUGGUGUUCACUAUGAGCUCGGUCCUCUUCUUUGUGACGUGGGCUCUCGUGGCAGCAAUCCCCUGCCAGGACCGCGGGCUUCAGACUCAUUUCUCUCCCCCCAAGCACUUCCCAUGGGCCGCAUCGAUCACUGCACUCCACGAGAGAAUAUUCGAGGAAUCGAAGAAGAAGGAUCGCAGGAACUCCUGCGGGCUGCUAAAGGAGAUCCUAGUGACGGAGAAGUGCAGCCGCCAGCUGUUGGAGCUGCUAGAUCCAGAGAUGGAGUUUCCUUUGACGGAGGAGAAAGAGAGGGAGCUGCGGCAGGGCGUGGGAGAGGUGACCGAAGUCUGCGAUUCCUUGAAGGAGGGCUUAAACACCCUCGAGCGCCAGCUUUCGACAAUACUUGAUCUUGGUUUGUUUGCAUUUUGGUAACGCGAGGCCUCCAGGUGAGGAGAUCGACAUGAAAAUAUGAAGCAGGUAGUUUUAUUGGUAUCUAUCUAUCUUUUAUUACCAAUGGUGUAGGAAAAGGGGAAGCAGUCGAUCGUUGCCGCUUAGGCUGUUGUUUUAAUCUUCUCAUGCCGAAUCCUUUGUAAUGUGGUAAAUCGUAAGAAUCCUCCUCUCAUUUUUCUUGGUUAUUGUUCUUAGUAGUUCUUCUUUUGCAUAAUUGUUAUUGAAUUA
Molecule: messenger RNA, 1670 nt
Organism: Zingiber officinale
Lineage: Eukaryota; Viridiplantae; Streptophyta; Magnoliopsida; Zingiberales; Zingiberaceae
Product: protein ROH1-like
Exons: 2
Coding region: 231-1424 (397 amino acids)
Source: RefSeq, a predicted model, not a curated record